Messenger RNA from Nothobranchius furzeri (turquoise killifish), 2792 nucleotides. RefSeq lists its product as uncharacterized. Lineage: Eukaryota; Metazoa; Chordata; Actinopteri; Cyprinodontiformes; Nothobranchiidae. Gene Ontology annotation, molecular function: ubiquitin-protein transferase activity. The record is from RefSeq and is a predicted model, not a curated record.
CAGUGUAUGUUUAUAGUAUAACAAUAGAGAAAUUAAUAACGCCUACACGUACAGGUGGCUUAAGGUGAUAUGGUGAGGUAAGCCUUUGGCUUUGUUCAGGUUGAGAUUACCUGGAUGCGUUUUUGUAUGUUUGUAUGUAUUUUUAUUUUUUUUAAUGAUGCUGAAUCUUGGAAUUCUCAUCUGCCAAAAUAAUUUGUACAUUAACUGCAGAUUCAAAUUCAAUUCAAAAUUCAAAAAUACUUUAUUAAUCCCAGAGGGAAAUUGAUUAGCGAGAACUGGAAUUAUUUAAUGAAUAAAAGUGCACGUGUCAGGUUGCCAGUCAAAAUUGUUUCAUGGAAGGGGCUUUUAAAACUGUUAAAAGGGAGUCUGUCACUAUAGUCAGUACCGGUAAGUUAAUGCAUUUGAAUAAAUAAAUGUGUCCCUUGCAGGGCUAAACCAGCUCUUAUUCCUAGAAAUAGACAAAAUGGGAUUUGUGUGCAGAAAGCUAGCAUUCUGUCUGGUAAUAUGUGGAAACUUGUACUGUACUCUAAGAUCCCAUCUGUUUACAGAUGCAGGUUACCACUGAAACACUGCAUUGAAACUAUUAUUUCUCUCUCUCUCUCUCUAUCUCUCUCUUUCUCUCUCUCUCUCUCUCUGUCUCUCUGCAGGUUGACAAGGCAGUAUUGCGCAUCAUGACUGAUGAGCAAAUGUCAAAAUACAUUACGUCAUAUGGUGACCGAGUAGCUGUCCUAUCUUUCUGUGAACAAACGCAGUGUCAUAGCACCAAUAAAGAGACUCUAUUACAGAGAUUAAAAUGUAAAAUAGGGGCACGCAAGAUGAAGUCCAAGACAAGAGGAUCAGUGAGUGGUACACCAGAUGAACCCCAAAGUACCAUGGCCAGACAAAAAAAUAUGGCAGCAGAGAAGACUUCAAGGAAGGUUGAAAUUGGAUGGCUUCAUUUUGGCAGUAAUGGAUACAGUCAAGUACGGACCAACAGUGGUGGAGGCACAAGACAUGCAACACUGGCAAAAACAACAACUGUUGCUCAGAUCAUGGAAUUAGGAAAGGAGCUGUUUUUCCCUGAUGGGCGCUCAACAAAAGGACCAGCUGAAGACUUCACAUUUGGCAUCUGUGAUUUUAAAAAGAACAAGAUUCCCUUGGAUAGCACUAUUGGCCAAAUGUAUGAACAAACUAAACUGAAGCUGCUCAGAUUUUACAUUUGUACAAAAGAGGGAGCUUCAACAGAUCACUCAUCUAAGGAAAAGGGGCUUCUUGAAGAUGAAGAAGAUGGAUGUCACUCAGGCGAUUCCAUCACAGAUCUGCAGGAUCUUUCAAAUUCAUCUGAUAGUGAUGGAGGCACCCAGAUGCAAACAAGAUCAAAAAAGAGAAGGGAAAUACUUGAGACGGAGACAGCACAAAGCCCAGGUCCACCACAUCCCUUUCAGUCAACCCCAACAGACAUUACAAGUAGUAACAUUGGACAAAGACAAAACAGAAGUGAGCUUAGUUUACCGAAGCCCCCGUUUGAAGAGGCCGAUACACUUGUGUGGGAUUCCGAUGACGAUGGUGUGGUGGUUGUAAAUUUUAACCAUUUUGAGGGAGAUGAUGUCAUACAGAUUGCUGAGGUGAGUGGAGCCCCUACACAGGUUAUACAGCUUCUAGCACCUUCAGGCGAUGGCCUAACUGGACUGGAUGAGCAGCUAUUCAUACGUGAGGAGGCAGCGCAAACUGCUCAGCUGGACAGUGAGCUGAAUUUGCCAUCGGAUUCAAGCAGCCAGAUUUCCUCAACAACAUCGUCCAGCAUCGCAGGAAAUCCACAGACCAUGCGGCGUGCUUCAAUUUGCAGGAUAAAGGUUGUCGAUGAUCUUUUGGCUGUAUUUACCGACAGCAGCAUCAUGAAUGUGACUUUAAAGAUGGAUUUUGUAAACGAAAAAGCCGUUGAUGAUGCUGGUGUGUCUAGGGAGGUGUACACAGCCUUCUGGGAGCAAGUUCUUGAACAGUGUGAGGGGGAAAUGGAGCGAGUUCCAAGGCUGAGGCCAGAUUUCUCUGAGGCUGAAUGGCAAGCGGUUGGACGCAUUUGGGUAAAAGGAUUUCUCGAUCAUGGUGUAAUGCCAGUGAAGCUUUCCCUGGCUUUCAUUUUAGCAUGCAUCAACGGAAUUGACUACGUUGAUACAGAGACCUUGAUGUCAUCGUUUCUCAACUACCUGCCUCCUAUCGAAAGAUCAGCUGUUGAGAAGGCUCUCCAGGGCACAAUGGAAGAAAGUGAUCAAGAGGACUUGAUGGACCUUUUCACACGGAUGGGUUCUCAUUCCUUACCUCCACAGAAUGGCAUGAAGUCUGCCAUAGAAAUGAUGGCCCACAAAGCCAUUCUCCAAGAGCCGAAGUAUAUAGUUGAUUGCUUCUCCACUCCCAUGUCACAUGUAAAGCUGAAACUACCAGAUAAGGACAGUGUGUUAAAUCUGUAUGAGUUAAAGAAGCCCACAGGCAAAAGAGUGAUGCAACUGUUUGAAACAACAAAGGUGGUGCUGUCUCAGAGAGAACAAGCAACCUUUUACCAUCUCCAGCGUUAUGUGAAAAAUGCUGAUCAAGCCAAAGCUGAGAAAAUCCUGCGUUUCUGCACAGGUUCCUCAGUUAUUUGUGUUGAGAAAAUUAUGGUUAGCUUUAAUGCAGAAACUGGCCUCAACAGAAGGCCUGUUGCUCACACCUGUGGAGCUACACUUGAUGUACCAUGUACAUACAGUUCUUACCCAGAAUUCCGCACAGAAUUUGACAAUAUCCUGUCCAGCAACUACUUAGAUAUGGACAUUAUUUGA